This is a messenger RNA of Selaginella moellendorffii, 1586 nucleotides long. Its product is annotated as transcription initiation factor TFIID subunit 6. The transcript has 11 exons. Bases 15 to 1469 code for a protein of 484 amino acids. Lineage: Eukaryota; Viridiplantae; Streptophyta; Lycopodiopsida; Selaginellales; Selaginellaceae. Gene Ontology annotation, cellular component: SAGA complex; transcription factor TFIID complex; SLIK (SAGA-like) complex. Gene Ontology annotation, biological process: RNA polymerase II preinitiation complex assembly; transcription initiation at RNA polymerase II promoter. Gene Ontology annotation, molecular function: transcription coactivator activity; RNA polymerase II general transcription initiation factor activity; protein heterodimerization activity. The record is from RefSeq and is a predicted model, not a curated record.
GACGAGCGCGCGCGAUGAGCAUCGUCCCUAAGGAGACGAUUCACGUCAUCGCGCAGAGCAUUGGCAUCAGCAAUCUCCACGAUGAUGUCGCCGCGGCGCUUGCGCCGGAUGUCGAGUAUCGGAUGCGCGAGAUCAUGCAGGAGGCGAUCAAGUGCAUGCGCCACUCGAAGAGGAGCGUUCUCACCACCGACGAUGUCAAUACGGCCUUGAGCUUGAGAAAUGUAGAGCCACUCUAUGGAUUUGCCUCUGGAGAUCCAUUGCGCUUCCGGAGAGCUGUUGGUCACUCUGAUCUGUUCUUCAUAGAUGAUAGGGAGCUCGACUGUAAAGAGAUCACCGAGGCUCCUUUGACGAAAGCACCUCUAGACACGGCCGUCAUGGCUCACUGGCUAGCAAUAGAGGGAAUACAACCCGCCAUCCCCGAGAACGUUCCCAUUGAUCCUCUUUCAGCUCCGCCGGAAGUGAAGAAAUCCGACAUUCCUGGAUUGAAGCCUGAUCAGAUGACAGUGGACCUAAAGCUUCCUGUCAAACAUGUUCUUUCUAGAGAACUUCAGCUAUACUUUGAGAAAAUCACGGAGCUUAUUGUCACUGGCGCCGACGAUGUGCUACUAAAAGACGUCUUUGCAAGUUUGGCGACUGAUUCCGGUUUACACCCUUUGGUACCAUACUUCACGCAAUUUAUUGCAGACGAGGUAACACGGGGGCUUAAUGACUUGCCGCUCCUUUUCUCUCUGAUGCGCGUUGCUCGCAGCCUGCUACUGAAUCCACACAUCCAUAUCGAGCCUUAUCUCCAUCAGUUGAUGCCAUCUGUGGUGACGUGCCUCGUUGCAAAGCGCCUGGGUGGUAAGAAUUUCGUCAACCAUUGGGAGCUCCGGGACUUCACAGCCACACUUAUUGCCUUCAUAUGCAAACGCUUCGGUCAUGCGUAUUAUAACUUGCAAACGCGCGUGACCAAAACUUUACUCCACGCCUUCUUGGAUCCGAAACGGGCAAUGACACAACAUUAUGGUGCUGUGAAAGGAAUCGCAGCUCUUGGCUCAAAACUGGUGCGGCUAUUGAUUCUUCCCAACCUGGAAGUAUACAUCAACUUGCUCUUGCCAGAAAUGUCUUCCCAAGAUCAAGCAAACGAGCUAAAAAGAUACGAAGCCAUCAGAGUCUACGGAGCUCUUCAGGCGGCGGCUGGAAACUGUAUAUAUGAAAUGCUCCAGUCCGCUCCUCCCUCAAAGAAGAAACCAGCUAACAACAAGUCUCAAUCAACAACACGCAAAGAUGUCGACGGGGACGCAUCAAUGCACGAGGAAGACGGGGCCGACGACAAGGACGAAGGCGUGAAGAGGCGGAGGAGAGCUUUGUCGGAGGCGUGGAAGGAGGAUGUGGAGGUGGGCGAUCUCAUUAACUCACUGGUUGAUCUGUUUGGCGAAGGAAUGCUACCGUUCAUACCGAUGCGAGAGAUGAGUAAAUGCAUCUUGUGACAGUACGAGAGGUAAAGGAGGAGGAUUGACUAGGAAGGAAAUUCUUUCGUAGCGUUGGUUUUAACUCUUGUCAGGGAAAGAAGUUGAUGGUAGCAAGAAAGAGAAUUCUUUUCCUUC